Molecule: messenger RNA, 4604 nt
Organism: Phascolarctos cinereus (koala)
Lineage: Eukaryota; Metazoa; Chordata; Mammalia; Diprotodontia; Phascolarctidae
Gene: LINGO4
Product: leucine rich repeat and Ig domain containing 4
Molecular function (GO): protein binding
Source: RefSeq, a predicted model, not a curated record
CUGAGUAGAGCAUAAGAAAGAAUGAGCAGGAACUGCAGCAUCAGGAAUGAUGCUACCCCUCAGGGUGAACUUCCUGGUGGUCGGGUGGAAAGCCGAGCCAGAGCAGGGGAGGCUCACUCAGCAGAUCCUUCAAUCUAGGGAAAAGCUCGAUGAACAAACCUGGGAGCCGGGCUUGAGAACAUUCACUUCAGCAGUCAGGUUAAUUUCACUACUACCCAGCCAGCUCUGGAAAUUGAAGAUGCUCUGGCUUCCAUUGUUUCCCUGCAUCCCUCUCACUAUAAUGUCUUAAAAUUUCAUUACGCCUGAGUUUUAGCGCCUAGUGUAGCAGCUACCUUCUGCAGGAAAAACCAAGAAGUGACACUGUCUCUUCAGGCUCCCAUUUUCCAAUUGACAGAAAGGGCAAAACAGAGCUGACCUUGUCGGCUGCACCUUAUAGCACCUGCACCCAAAAAAGGGGGCCAGGGCUGGAGAAGCCCUUGACUUGAAGCCCACCCCUACCGGUUCCUGGGGCUCAGUCACAUUGGCCAUUUUUUGCCCACUAUCCAAUGUUCUUCCUAGGGGUGGAAAGUUGAGAGAAGGGAUAAUUUCUUUUCUCUUCUUUCACCCCACCCUCACUUCUCCUGCUUGCUACCCCUGACUCUUACCUAAUGGUCAUUCAUAGUUGCAGUUGUCUGGGUGAUGUCUGGCCACCCAGUCCCCGAGGCCCUGCAGUGAGCCAGCUCUGCAGACUGCCUGUGGUUAGGAUAGUGCCAAUUCAAGCCUGACUCAAUAGCCACUGUGCCAGCUGAGUGACCCAGCUUCUGAGGUCUCUCACUAGGCAUUCUCCCUCCAUUCCUAUCUUUCCGUGUAUCCUUUUAUCUCUGCCUAUGUCUGUCUGUCUGUCUGUCUGUCUCUCUCUCUCUCUCUCUCUCUCUCUUUCGGGAAUCUAGAACAGAAGAGAGCAGGAUGCCCCUAAGGCAGGAUCAGACCGCCAUUUAAAGGGCCUAAGAGCAGCAAAAUUCUUGGACCAUAAUCUGAGCAUUCCCUCUUUCUCAUGCAUAUUAACAUGACUACCCUUUAUAAGGAAAAGGAGAGAUGCUGUUGAGAAUGUCUCUCUAAGCCUCCUAUAGGGCAUGCCUAGCUUCCAAAUGAUCCCCCUGAGUCCAUCCCUUCUUGGGGGACGGCAGGUAGGGAAAGCCCUUUACCCCAGUUCUCAAUACUGCAGUCCUCUACUCGGUGCCAUGGUUAAUGUGCAGAUUGGCUGUCAUCCAUACAACUACUCCGGGGAAAUUGGAUCUCCCUAGCCCAGAGAGACAGAUCUGGACCCUCAGCCAGGCCACAAGGAGCAGUGUGGAAGCCAUGGGGAGAGCACCUGGAUCCCAGCCCCUCCCACUGUGUGAGGGCGUCCCACCCUCAAUAAUAAAAAUGCUUAGGAUUUGUGAAGUAACUUCGGAAAAUGCUUCCACAGCCACUAUUCUAUUUGGUUCUCACAGGCAGCUUGUGAAGUUAGCAAAGGAGGCUUUAUUAUAUAAAGACAUUUAGACAGGCUGUAACGUGAGCUGCUCCAAAGUCAAAAAGCUAGUAAACAGCAGGGCUGGAACAAGAAGCUAGCUCUUCUGACCCUUAGCUCUCCAAGGCUACAAAGCAGAGCAGGUACGGCUCCCCUGGAGCUCAAUGAAACAUUUUUCUCCAUCCUAGGCUGAUAAAGUCAGGACGUAAGGGCCUCUCUCCUCACAAGACAGGGAGCUCUGGGCCAUGGACACACACCCCUGAGACUCAGGGAAACUAUAGACGGAACUUCAAGCCAUCCAUGCUGCCUACCAGGCAUGGCUCCAGAAUGAAGGGAGGUCUGGUGCUGCCGCCUUCCAAAAAAGGACACAUCAUCAUUUAUUCCAGAAGCAAAGAAGGAAUGGACAUAGACAUAGCUUCCCGUUGGGCCUCAGCCUCUUGGCUGCCCCUCUUCUUUUUGCUCCUUCUGGCUGGAAGGAGUGGCCGAGGCUGCCCAGCAGCAUGUGACUGUGCCUCCCAACCCCAAGCAGUGAUCUGUGCCAGCCGGCAGCUGGAGGCAGUACCCGGAGGGAUCCCACCAGACGUCAAGCUCCUGGACUUGAGUAGAAACCGCCUAUGGGGCCUCCAAAGAGGAAUGCUCUCCCUCCUGGGACCACUGCUUGAGUUGGAUCUGAGUCACAACCAGCUUUCCACUCUAGAACCUGGGGCCUUCCAGGGUCUGCGAAACCUCCUCACUCUGAGGCUUCGAGGUAACAGGCUCCGAAUUGUGGCCCCUGGGAUCUUCUCUGGCUUACCCUCCCUAACCCUACUGGAUCUUAGCCUCAACCAGAUAGUCCUCUUCCUGGAUGGUGCCUUUGGAGAGCUGGGCAGUCUUCAGCAGUUGGAAGUGGGGGACAAUCACCUGGUGUUUGUGGCACCAGGGGCCUUUGUGGGACUGGCAAAGCUAAGCACCCUUACCCUAGAACGAUGCAACCUAAGCACUGUGCCUGGGCCUGCCCUGGCCCGACUCCCAGGGCUGACAGCGCUGAGGCUGCGCGAGUUGGACAUUGGUCGGUUGCCUACUGGAGCCCUGAGAGGACUGGGGCAGUUACAGGAGCUAGAGAUCCACCAGUGGCCAACUCUGAGGGUCCUGGAGCCUGGAAGCCUGGCUGGCCUCAAUCUCAGCCAUCUAGCCAUCACACACUGCAACCUGAGCUCCGUUCCCUUCCAAGCCCUGGGCCAUCUGAGCUUCCUCAGGGUCCUGGACUUGUCUCAGAACCCCAUCUCAAGCAUCCCAGCCCGCAAACUGAGUUUUUUGGUACGGCUCCAGGAGCUCCACCUCUCAGGGGCCCACCUAGCCUCUAUUGCUGCCCAUGCUUUCCAUGGUUUGGCUGCCUUCUGCCUCCUGGACGUGGCCAACAAUGCCCUUCAGACUCUGGAAGAAGCUGCCUUCCCCUCCCCCAGCAAUCUGGUCACCCUGCGGCUGGCCGGCAACCCCCUGAUCUGUGACUGCCGUCUGCUGUGGCUACUCCGGCUUCGCCACCACCUAGACUUUGGCAAAUCCCCCCCAGCCUGUGCCAGUCCACUCCAUGUCAGGGGAAAGAACCUACAGGACUUCUCAGACAUCCUGCCCCCAGGACACUUCACUUGCAGAGCAGCCCUGAUUCAGAGGUCCGGGCCACGGAGAGUCAGUGCAGAGGAGGGACAGCAGGCUGUCUUCUCCUGCUCUGGGGAUGGAGACCCAGCUCCUACCAUUUCAUGGCGAGGGCCCCAGGGGACUUGUCUGGGAAGAACUGGACGAGUAAGAGUCCUCGAGGAUGGGACCCUGGAGAUCCGGUCAGUACAGCUUCGAGACAGGGGUGCUUAUGUUUGUGUGCUCAGCAAUGUAGCCGGGAGUGACUCGCUGAGCACCUGGUUAGAGGUGAUCCAGAUUGAGUCGCCAAACGGGACCCUUUCUGAUACCAAUGCCACCACUCUGGGAACCCCAGGACCCUUCUUCCUGGACAGCAGGGGCCUGGUUGUAGUGUUAGCUGUUGGCUUCCUCCCCUUCCUCACCUCUGUAACCCUCUGCUUUGGCCUCAUUGCCCUAUGGAGCAAAAGCAAGGGACGGGUCAAACAUCACACAACCUUUGACUUUGUGCCUCCUCGGUCUUCAGGGGAGCGAGGUGCUGGGGGCAACCGAGUCACUGCCAAACUCUUCUGAUCUCCUUUCCAUCCCCCCUGAGAGCUCAGACAAGCCAGUUUUAGUUGGAAAAAAAAAGGCUAAUCGGGCCAGUGCCUUACCCCAAAGGAUGUUCUGGAGAAUCAGGACCCAAGUGUCCCCAGCAUGCCCCAACAAUGCCUUCCUUGUGUCAGCUAACACUAUCUCCUGAGCCUACCAUCAGCCUCUCUCUACGAACAUUUCCAAUCUGGAAAUGACAGCCAACUUCUACUGAUUCUCCCCUUCCUCUGAGGGUUCUAGAGUGCUGGAGGUUUAUGGGAUGUCAUCCUCUCUUGACAGUAGGGUACAAAGCUAUCAGCCCUCACCUCCCACCAGAAGACAAGCAGGCAAUAGACCCAUUGCCUACCUUAAUCACUAGCAUCACAUCUUUUCCUCACUUCAUUCAACUGUCAAAACCAAUCACCAAAGCCACUGACAGGGCCAUUGCAGAGAUGGGUCUCGGACGUUACCACUUGCUUCUCUGCCUCUUUUCCCCCCAGGUACAGACACCUCUCUUUUGCCCCUACCCUCACCCAAGAGCCCAGAGCUAGAAAGCGGACAGCUCUUCAUGGUCUGUGGGAUGGAGGGAAAGGAGGAAAUGGGGAAUGUCUGCCUGACAAAGGGAGACCAUUAAACCUGCUGCCAAAAGGCUGGAAUCAGUGAAAACUGAGAGGGAUUUGGAGUUUUCUUUCCACCAAUCCAUUGCCUUCUGACCUUCCCUUCAUGUCUAUCAAAGCUGCCACUUUCCUCCUUUGCCUUCCCUCUCAUCUAUGAAUUCAUGAAUCCUAACACUCCUCCACCCUUCUAUGGCCGACAUGUCCAGUCUGAGCAAAUGAGAAUCACUUCUCUGUUGAGAGCUCUCCAGGGAAGAAGUUACCCUGCUUCCCUCCCUACACAUGUUUCUAUCUCUGAACAGCCCAGGAAGUCUUUCCUGGAA